Molecule: messenger RNA, 1035 nt
Organism: Dipodomys ordii (Ord's kangaroo rat)
Lineage: Eukaryota; Metazoa; Chordata; Mammalia; Rodentia; Heteromyidae
Product: protein TsetseEP-like
Exons: 10
Coding region: 1-1035 (344 amino acids)
Source: RefSeq, a predicted model, not a curated record
AUGGAUGACAGGGUCCUCAUGGAGAUGAAGGCACAGGCCACUGGGGAAGUUGAGGAAAAGGGCGGACAGGGAACAGAUGUGAGACCCAGUCCUAGACCCAGACCCAGACCUAGACCCAGUCCUAGACCCAGAAUUAGACCCAGGCCCAGACCCAGGCCCAGACUCAGAGACCCAGACCCAGAGCUAGACCCCAGACCUAGACCCAGUCCCAUACCCAGACCCAGUCCCAGACCCAAACCCACACCCAGACCCCAGACCAAAACCCAGACCUACAUGCAGACCCAGAACCCACCAGACUCAGACCCCAGACCCCAGACCCAACCGCAGCCCCAGCCCCAGCCCAUCCGAGAACCAGACCCAGUCCCAGACCCAAACCCAGACCCAGUCCCAGACCCAGACCCAGACCCAGUCCUAGACCAAGAACUACACCCAGACCCAGACCCAUUCCCAGACUCAGACCUAGUCCUCAGACUCAGACCCAGACCCAGAUCCCAGACCCCAGAUCCAGGCCCAGACCCAGUCCCAGUCCCAGACCCAGAUCCCAGACCCAGACCCAGACCCAUUCCCAGACCCAGUGUCCCAGACCCAGAGCCAGAGCCAGAGACAACCCAGUCCCAGACCCCAGACCCAGACCUAGAACCAGUCCCAGAUCCUAGACCCCAGACCCAGUCCCAGAUCCAGUCCCAGACCCAGACCCAAACCUACACCCAGACCCCAGACCAAAACUAUCCAGGCCCAGACCCAUUCCCAGAUCCAUUCCCAGACCCAGAGCCAGAGCCAGACUCAGACCCAACCCCAGACCCAGACCCUGAUCCAGACCCAGUCCCAGACCCAGAACCAGUCCCACACUCAGACUCAGACCCAGACCCCAGGUCCCAGAGCCCAGACCCAGAUCCAGUCCCAGCCCCAGCCCCAGACCCCAGACCCCAGACCCAGAUCCAGUCCCAUUCCCACACCCAGACCCACACCCAGAAACCCGACCCCGACCCAGACCCAGUCCCAGACCCAGACCCACAACCCAGACCCAGACCCUGA